Messenger RNA from Parathielavia appendiculata, 528 nucleotides. RefSeq lists its product as uncharacterized. The record is from RefSeq and is a predicted model, not a curated record. Lineage: Eukaryota; Fungi; Ascomycota; Sordariomycetes; Sordariales; Chaetomiaceae. The coding region runs from base 1 to 528 and encodes 175 amino acids. The transcript has 2 exons.
AUGUACCAGCGCGCCGCGGUUGACAUCCCACGGCAACACCGAUUUGAAAUGGCGACGCACGUUGCCUCGGUGCUACUCCAGGCUCACACGUCCCCGUUUCCUGCAACUCGGCACGCAGGCGUUGUGCCCGACAACGACACUAGCAGCAACGAUGACAACAGAUUCCUGAGCUGCGGAAACAGCUCUCCAAACGAAGAGCAUACCCGGGCUUGCCUCUUCACCGUGGAAGUCAUGGUCCUUGAGCUGAUCCUUGGGCACAAUAUCGAAGACUGUCAGUUUCGAAAGGAGUACUACGGCAGUGAUAACCUGCCCAACGACCAAACCGACAUUUACACAGCACGGCGGUGGGCGAAGAAGGUUCUCGGAGAAAGCGGGGCGAACGUGUCGGAUGCGGUCAGGAGGUGCCGGGAUUGCUCGUUCGGUCCGCGGCCCAAUUUCAGCGACGUCCGGUUUCGCGAGCCGGUGUACGAGGGCGUGAUGAAGCCUCUGGCAGAUUACUUGAAGACCUGGCCAGAAGUGAUGCCAUAG